CAGUCCUUCAGGCACCGCCGAGGCCACCCCAGGCUCCGCGCGGGUCCUGGCGGGGGGCGGGCCCACGCCAGCCCGGAAGAGACGUAGCACCGCGCAUGCUCUUUCCUUUCCAGCCCCGGCCCCGAACCCUGUAGCCGCUGAGAUGUUGAUGCCUAAGAAGAACCGGAUUGCCAUUUAUGAACUCCUUUUUAAGGAGGGAGUCAUGGUGGCCAAGAAGGAUGUCCACAUGCCUAAGCACCCGGAGCUGGCAGACAAGAAUGUGCCCAACCUUCAUGUCAUGAAGGCCAUGCAGUCUCUCAAGUCCCGAGGCUACGUGAAGGAACAGUUUGCCUGGAGACAUUUCUACUGGUACCUUACCAAUGAGGGUAUCCAAUAUCUCCGCGAUUACCUUCAUCUGCCCCCGGAGAUUGUGCCUGCCACCCUACGCCGUAGCCGUCCAGAGACUGGCAGGCCUCGGCCUAAAGGUCUGGAGGGUGAGCGACCUGCGAGACUCACAAGAGGGGAAGCUGACAGAGAUACCUACAGACGGAGUGCUGUGCCACCUGGUGCUGACAAGAAAGCCGAGGCUGGGGCUGGGUCAGCAACCGAAUUCCAGUUUGUGAGUAUCUUCCUAUUUGUUUUCCAUGAGCCAUCACUUGUUCUGGCCUCAGUCUGGUUGCUCUGCAAGUUGUGGGGAUGUCAUAUAGUAUGGGUGGGUCCUGUCAACCUGUUCCCUCCUCCCACUUUUUUCCAAUUCCAAAUUUUACAUUGAGUUGUAGCAUGUAAACUUUUGUAAAUACAUAAAUUACUGAAAUGAGUCUCAGAAAUCAGUACAUGUGGCCUACUAGUGUUUUCUGUUUCAUUAAUGCUUGACAUUGAGCUAAACACUGGAAGGUGGGUGGGCUUAAGAACCAAGAUGGUAUGAAAUCAAAUCCUCCAUCUUUUUUCAGUUGAUGUAAUGUUAGGUAGGUUCCCCUCUGCCUCAGUUUCCCCAUCUAUAAAAUAGAGGUGAUAAUUACAGCUACCAAGGUAGUUGUGAGAUUAGUUAAUCCAGGCAUAGUACUGGCAUAUCACUUUUGUCCUAUGGCAGGUCCUCAUAGCACAUGAUUGCGCUCAGAUAAUGUCAUUUAUAAAAAGGAAGCAUGUACAGUAGAAACGGUCCAAUCCUGGGCUGAAUGCUUUCAUAUAGGAGUAUGUAUGAACACACUCUGGGUGAGUGGCCAUACUCCCACUUUACCAAUGAAGAAAUGGGCCUAAAUGUUAGAUAUGGCCCCACAUCCAGUAAGGGGCAGUGCUGGGAUUUAUAGCCUGUACUCAGCUCUCUCCCAGCUGUUUACAUUUGGGGGCCUCUGGAGUUAUAAUGAGGCCUGAAAGUUAGCAAAACCUCGAAAGAUCAAACCUGAGUGCUGCUCAUGCUAAUGUGAUGUGCUUUCUCUUACAGAGAGGCGGAUUUGGUCGUGGACGUGGUCAGCCACCUCAGUAAAGUUGGAGAGGAUUCUUUUGCAUUGAAUAAACUUACAGCCAAAAAACCUUAA
This is a messenger RNA of Pongo pygmaeus (Bornean orangutan), 1514 nucleotides long. It is a transcript of the gene RPS10, whose product is annotated as ribosomal protein S10. The coding region runs from base 143 to 751 and encodes 202 amino acids. Gene Ontology annotation, molecular function: RNA binding; structural constituent of ribosome. NCBI's taxonomy places the organism in Eukaryota, Metazoa, Chordata, Mammalia, Primates, Hominidae. The record is from RefSeq and is a predicted model, not a curated record. Gene Ontology annotation, cellular component: cytosolic small ribosomal subunit. The transcript has 5 exons.